Struthio camelus australis is the source of this 2197-nucleotide messenger RNA. It is a transcript of the gene EMCN, whose product is annotated as endomucin. Lineage: Eukaryota; Metazoa; Chordata; Aves; Struthioniformes; Struthionidae. The record is from RefSeq and is a predicted model, not a curated record.
UAGAGAGAAAGUACUGCACGCAGGGUCCUUUCAGACAAUAAAAAAACUGCUGUUUUGACUCAUGAGAAAAGAACGUAUUUGCAUUGAUGUAUGAACUUACUAAGCUGAUAUUAUUAACUAUGGCUUGUUGAUUUUAUCUUCCACAAUAUGCCACAUGCUCUUCAGGAGGACAAGACAUGGAUGUGAUUUCUGUCUCUGGGACCAUGCAAAUUGAAGCUGAUAAGGAGCUAUACUGUAUUUUUCUUACAAGUGCAUGGUGGAAGACAACACAGUACAUGGAUGGUCCGUAAAAGUGCUGAUGAAGACCUGGAAGCUCUUGUGGACUUCUAAUGAGUAAUACUGAGUCUGGCAAAACUACAGGAUCACGAGGCUGCAGUUCCCUGAGAUAACAUCAUAAAGGAUUGCUGCGGUGCUGACUGAAGAGGUUACUGUCCCUCAUAUCCAUGACUACUGCCAGCACAGGGGAUCAGUGCAAACAAAUAAUUGGAUACCCUGGAAAGCUGCUUGAUCCAAGGGCUAUACUUCCUCCUCGUAAAGAAAACACUGUGGAAGAACAAGCAGAGAGAGGGUGCAGAAAUUCAAGUGUAAGGAGCAGAAGAAUUGUGGAGGAAGGCAUGAACCUGACAGCUAUGGAUCUGCAUCCUGUUCAUGUGGCUGGGAUCUCAAAGGACACCAGACUAACCAGCUUGAACUCUCUAACAUACCUAGGCCAUGCCAUCUAUCACAAGCAGAGCCCCACCUCUUGGUGUACCAUCACACUUGUCCAAACUGGCAGUUUGCAAGAAAAUAAUCCUACCACCAAAGCAUCCUGUACUACAUUAACAUCAAUAUCAGCUGAGAAAACGUCCGCUUCACCAGUGACAACAUUGCAAUCACCAGUACCGACAACAACUGCAAGAGAAGUUAGAAAUGAAUCCAUCACAAGCAGCGCCACCCUUUCUUCAACUAAUGCUACACAACAAACAACACAAGGUACAACACCACAACCACCAGUAAAAACGUCCCCUGCAGCAGAAGAUAAAAGUAACAGCACGACAAACACUACACAAGCAUAUGAAACACAAUCAGCACAAAAUGGGAGUUUGGGUGCUUCGUCUACUAAGGGACCCUCCUUGCCUCCUACAACUGCUCUACAAAAAACAACUUUUGCUCCUGAAACCUCAAGUCUUCUUGUGAGCUCCACAGCAGACCCAGCAAGUUUUGGCAGUUCUGAAAAGAGCUCUGAAAACAAGAAACUGCCAGAGGACACCAUCCAUUAUUCUAGUGUUAUCUUGCCAAUUGUGAUCACCUUGAUAGUAAUUACCCUUUCUGUCUUCUCUCUGGUGGCUUUAUACAGAAUGUGCCAGAAGAAAACACCAGAGAGACAAGAGAAUGGAACUGAACAGGCCCAAUCAGAUAAAGAGGGCGUGAAACUUCUUUCUGUAAAGACAAGUUCUGCUGAGACUGUUUUUGUAGAAGUGCGUGAUUUAUAUGAGGUUGGCUUCUCACUGCCCUCUGCUAAUCUAUAUGAGCUCACAACUCCUACUCCAACAGGAGAGGUGUCACAAGGCAGGACCACAGGAGAGCACUCAUCUCAGGGGAAGAAUAAAACUCAGCAACGUGAUGAUUCUUCUUCACACGUCAGCAGUAAAUACAUGUGAAGCAGCCUGUUUUAUCACAGUGUGCAGGAACUUCCCAGCAAAGCUGCAGUUUUACAGGAGAUGUGGAACAGCUGAAGCUUCUAACCAGACAGGACACUUGUGUUAAUAACCAGCUCUUAACGUCCAAACCUUAAGUGCCUCCUGUCCCCUCUGGAAUGACAUGUGCUUUUUCGAUGGCUUAAUAACUGGUGUAUCUUAUAUAUUUAUUAUUUCUACAUAUAGUAAAAGCAGGAGAACUUUCAAGAAGGAUGAAGGCAAUGUAAUAAACAGGUGAAGUUUGGCUAGCAAUUAUUAAAAAUGUUUUCUACACGUACAGGAGGCAAUGUAUUAACAUACUUUCUGGAACUUUUGGUAGAUAGGGUUCUUUUGAUUGUAUGUGGCAAAACGUAAAUGGGGCCUGAUCCUUGAAACAGUACUGGGCAAAUUGCCACCACAAAAAUUAGUUCAGUGAUUUCCAUGAAACUCCUCACUGUAGCGCACACUUGGCUUGCCAUAAAUGUUUAUAGGAGGGGAUGCCUGGAUGAAAUGCUGAAGUGCGUGCUUUUUUCUGUGAAGGG